Messenger RNA from Puntigrus tetrazona (Sumatra barb), 2174 nucleotides. It is a transcript of the gene usb1, whose product is annotated as U6 snRNA biogenesis 1. The transcript is spliced from 7 exons. Bases 393 to 1037 code for a protein of 214 amino acids. Gene Ontology annotation, biological process: U6 snRNA 3'-end processing. Gene Ontology annotation, cellular component: nucleus. The record is from RefSeq and is a predicted model, not a curated record. Gene Ontology annotation, molecular function: 3'-5'-RNA exonuclease activity. Lineage: Eukaryota; Metazoa; Chordata; Actinopteri; Cypriniformes; Cyprinidae.
CAGAAGAAGAAACUCUCAGGUUUGAUUCGGCGGGGCGCUGGAAAGAAAGAAAGAAACAUUUUUUUUUAACGGAAGCCCUUUGCACGUCACAAUAAGGGUGCCAUUACGUGUCUGGGAUGGGUUUUCUAGUAAAAGUUGUUUAAUACUUUUGCGCAUAUGCAUUAUAACGAUUCUUUUAGCAUGAUUGUCAAUUAUAGUAGCAGUAGCGGUUCUGAAGAGGAAACCGAAGGCUCUUCAAAAGACGAUUCCUCACCUUUAAGGAAAAGAGGAAAACUUGACACUGAAACCAGGUUUGCACGAGUGAACCUUUGGAUCAUGCAUCUGUUAAAAGGAAAGCUGGCAAAUCAUCCCACUUGACACCUCACCUGCCUCUUCCAGACAGCGUGAAAGAGAUGUUCAGAGACCCUGAAGACCAGUGGAUCGAUAAAAGCGAAGUGCAUGGAGGGCGACAGCGGUCCUUCCAACAUGAGCGGGGCAACUGGGCUACAUACGUGUUUUGUCCCUAUGAUCCCGAGGAAGCCUUUCUGGAGCUCAUCAAUGGGAUGAUGGCGGUUGCAGCUGCUCAUGGCAUCCCUCUGACCUUGUCUGAAGAGUUUCACAUCAGUAUUUCAAAGACGGUGGUUCUGCGCCAUCACUGGAUCCAACCAUUUAUCCAGUCCAUUCGGACCAGUCUGACACAGUUCCAGAAGUUUUCCUGCUUGGCUGAUAAACUGAGGGUUUAUUCUAAUGCUGAAAAGACUAGGACCUUUCUUGGUAUGGAAAUAUCCACCGGAAAAACUCAGUUCCUUGAGCUUAUCAAAAUAGUGGAUGAAACCAUGAAAGAAUUCAGCCUUAGCACCUUUUAUAAGGAUCCUUCUUUCCACGUAAGCCUUGCUUGGUGUGUGGGAGACCAUACAGAAAGACUGAAAAAAACAUGUUUGUCACAAAUGCAGAGUCUCGUUGAUGCUCAUGAAGAUGGGCCAUUUUACAUACAGCUCAACUGCACAGAGCUUCGUUGCAAAUCGGGAAAUAAAGUCUUUCUUUUCCCCCUCAAGUGAUCUUGCAACACUGUUAAUGUAUUGCUGUCAACGUGUGUUUUAACACUUUUCAUAUUUAAGCAGAAUAUAAUAAAGCUUUUGUACUGAAUACUAAUGCAUAAAGAUCUCUUUGUUACAUAAUAAAAGUUUGGUAAAGAGCAUUUUAUUGUACAUAAUCGCAACAUGGUGAUUUUUUUUUCACUAACUUAGGGCAUGUGUGCGACCCUAGGUUUGCAUUCCGCUGAAAAACGCAUUGCAUUUUUACCAUCUAACCAUUUUAUGAGGAACACGCCACAUCCUGAAACUGAGACCUGGUUUCACUUUCCACAAAAAGUCUUUGUUUUUAGCUUAAUUUUACAACUCCAAUUGUAAAGGCAAGAAAUAAGUCACUUCACAAAUAAUUAUUCAUGAUAUUCCAGAGGUCAGUACACGUAAAAAAUAAAAUACAAAACAGCUUGUACACGUGUAACAAAUCCGUUAACCCUUCGAGGGUCAUGGCACACUUGCAGUCACAGAGGUUAAGCUGACAUAUUAAGCAACAAUGCGAUAUCCAGCAGUCGUAUUGCACUACAUUCGCGAUCUCUUGAUAAAAAUACAUAAAUCAAUACCCGUCACAGAUAGCCAGAUAAAUAGCCAUUGGCUUGUUCAACAUAAAUACUGCAACGUCAGUACAAUUUGGAUAGAAAAUGCAUUAAAAAAAAAAAGCACUAGAUAAAAUAAAAGAUUUCAAGAAGUAGGAGGUUAGAGGUUAAAAACGGACAAUAUUUAAAAAUGUAAUUGACAAUGUUUAACGGCAGGCAAUUGCUACUUCACAUUAAUCAACUGUAAUCUGAACAUUAAAUUCUAGGUCAUAUUAAAUAAUUCGAUCUGAAUUAAGCAGUAAAAAAAAAAAAACUAUAAACGUUGAUUGUGCCCAACAAUAGACUAUUUUACAUUGAUCUCCUGAUAAACCUGAAUUCCACAAUUAGGGAACUUUGAAAAGUAUUUUAGAUAAAUGUACAUCCUCUAGAAGUGACCCAUUCCGCCCAAAAGCAGAACCGAGUCCUGCCCCUUUGGCAAACCAGAAUCUUCGGUUCGAAGUUAAAGAGGGGAAGUGUGAUGCCGUCACGGUGAAAACAGCACGUUUUUGAUAUAGUUAACCGUGGUUAUGUUCAGCAG